This is a messenger RNA of Molossus molossus (Pallas's mastiff bat), 2133 nucleotides long. It is a transcript of the gene ZPR1, whose product is annotated as ZPR1 zinc finger. Bases 27 to 1406 code for a protein of 459 amino acids. Gene Ontology annotation, cellular component: cytoplasm; nucleus. The record is from RefSeq and is a predicted model, not a curated record. NCBI's taxonomy places the organism in Eukaryota, Metazoa, Chordata, Mammalia, Chiroptera, Molossidae. Gene Ontology annotation, molecular function: zinc ion binding. The transcript is spliced from 14 exons.
CGCGGGCCGAGCUGCGCGUGGUGGCGAUGUCGGCCAGCGGGGCGGUGGAGCCCGGGCCCCCGGGGGUCGCUGCCGCCCCCCCGCCCGGCCCGGCCCGGCCGCCCGGCCCGGCCCGCCUGUUCCGGCCCAUCAGCGCCGAGGACGAGGAGCAGCAGCCCACCGAGAUCGAGUCGCUGUGCAUGAACUGUUACCGCAACGGCACGACGCGCCUCCUGCUCACCAAGAUCCCCUUCUUCCGGGAAGUGAUCGUCAGCUCCUUCUCCUGCGAGCACUGCGGCUGGAACAACACGGAGAUCCAGUCGGCGGGCAGGAUCCAGGACCAGGGCGUGCGCUACGCGCUGACCGUCCGCGCCCCGGAGGACAUGAACAGAGAAGUCGUGAAGACUGACUCUGCCACCACAAGGAUCCCAGAGUUAGAUUUUGAAAUUCCUGCCUUCAGCCAGAAGGGAGCGUUGACCACUGUUGAGGGAUUGAUCAGCCGCGCUAUCUCUGGCCUGGAGCAGGAUCAGCCCACACGAAGGGCAAAGGAAGAAGCCGUAGCUGAAAGAAUUGAUGAGUUCAUUGUCAGACUGAAAGAGCUAAAGCGUGUGGCCUCUCCUUUCACCCUGAUCAUUGAUGACCCCUCAGGAAAUAGCUUUGUGGAAAACCCACACGCUCCCCAGAAAGAUGAUGCCCUAGUGAUCACACAUUAUAACCGGACUGUGCAGCAGGAGGAGAUGCUGGGGCUCCAGGCAGAGGCACAGGAAGAGAAGCCGGAAGAGGAAGAUCUCAGAAAUGAAGUGCUGCAGUUCAACACAAACUGCCCAGAAUGCAACGCUCCGGCUCAGACCAACAUGAAGCUAGUUCAAAUUCCCCACUUUAAGGAGGUUAUCAUCAUGGCUACCAACUGCGAGUACUGUGGACAUCGGACCAAUGAGGUGAAGUCGGGAGGAGCGGUGGAGCCCUGGGGCACCCGGAUCAGUCUGCACAUCACAGGCCCCGCAGACAUGACCAGAGACCUGCUCAAGUCUGAGACGUGUAGUGUGGAAAUCCCCGAACUGGAAUUUGAGCUGGGAAUGGCUGUCCUCGGGGGCAAGUUCACCACGCUGGAGGGGCUGCUGAAAGACAUCCGGGACCUGGUGACCAAGAACCCUUUCACACUGGGUGACAGUUCCAAUCCUGGCCAGAUGGACAAACUGCAGGAGUUCAGCCAGAAGUUGGACCAGAUCAUUGAGGGUAAAAUGAAGGUCCACUUUAUUCUGAACGAUCCAGCAGGAAACAGCUACUUGCAGAAUGUGUACGCACCUGAAGAAGAUCCUGAGAUGAAGGUGGAAAAGUAUAAGCGCACAUUUGACCAAAAUGAGGAGCUGGGGCUCAAUGACAUGAGGACGGAGGGCUAUGAGACAGGCCUGGCCCCACAGCGGUAGCAGUGGAUGGUCUCCUGGCCCGCCUGCACUGCUCAGGUCGCAGGGCUAUUUAUUACUUUGGAAAAGGCUAGGAGCGUCCUCCCCACUAGGCCUUGCCCAUGUGGGAGGGCACCUGGUCCGAAUCAGAGACCUUGGCACACUUUCACACAGUUUGCGAUGGAAGUGCAAGGCUGCUGGGUCAUUUGACCUUGUUCUGGAGGUGUGAGUCAGCUGGGAAGAGACCUGGACGUGAGCCGUGAGGGAUGUCACUACCACCCUUCAGCAAGUCUUGACCGUCCGUACAGUGCUCUCCUCGAGGGUUGAAGCUCUGCAGGUGAGGACAUGGAAGACAGCUGCGGUGGAGCUCAGGUGUUGACUCGGGGCGUAUGAAAUGCUUGCAGCGCAGAGGGAGGCCUCUGAGGAGGGGUCCAGCACAGGUGAAGUUCUCAUUAAAGUGGUGGCUUUCAAAUAGCACUGGCCUCUGAGUGCAGUCCUUUGGUAUGCUGGUGGAGUCCAGCCUCCCGAAGAACCUUCUGCAGUGUAUCCACUGAUUUGGAGACGAGCUGGCAUUUCGUUCACUCCUUCACAGGAGUGUGAGUGCGUCCUCUGUGCCAGGCACACCGCUGAGCAGGCAGCCAAACGCGCUGCUCUCCUGAGGCUUCAACUCUGUUGGGGAAAACUGACGCCCGGGGCGGUAGAGGACGGACAGUAAACCAGUAAGGAAAACAGCGUGUGAGGUGGUGAUGAG